AUAAACUCAUGGAGAAUCUUGUGAAGGUCCAUGGAGGUGGUGGCUAUGACUCUGAAUUCAGUGAUGAGGAUGAUGAUGAUGAUGAUGAACAGGGGGGACCCUCCGAGAAAGCUCUGAAAAGAAAGCGUGAGAAGGAAAUCUUACAGAAGCCGUUUCAGAAAGAUCGGCACUCUAAGGUGGCUCAUCGCAGUUUACACCACAAUGAAGUGGACAGAGAGGAAGCCAGGAACAGACGAGCUCACCUCAUAUCACUUAACGCUUUUGAGCGACAUAAGAAGUUUGUCGGCGACUACAUUUUGUAUUACGGAGGACAGAUGGCUGACUUCAGACGCUCCAUAGCUAAAGACAGAACGGAUCUGGAUGUGCUGCGUGAACAUCAUCGUUUCCUCUGGAAGGAUGAGGAUGAGGAAGACAUGACAUGGGAAAAAGAACUUGCCAAGAAGUAUUACGACAAGCUGUUUAAGGAGUACUGCAUAGCUGACCUAAGCAGAUACAAGGACAACAAGUUUGGAUUUCGUUGGCGGAUGGAGAAUGAAGUUGUGUCUGGGAAAGGUCAGUUCCAGUGUGGAAACAAACGGUGUGAAAAAGAAGAAGGACUAAAAAGCUGGGAGGUCAAUUUUGCCUAUGUUGAACAUGGAGAGAAGAGGAACGCUCUGGUCAAACUCAGACUGUGCCCUGAAUGCUCGUUCAAACUCAACUACCAUCACAAGAGAAAGGAGGUAAAAGUAAAAACGAAAACAAUGAUAUCAGCGGAGAACAAGGAGCCACAGAAGAAGAGGAGGAAAAAGAGGAAGAGAUCAUCGUCUCAUUCUAAGAAACACAAACACAAGAAGCGGAAAGGUCAUACCGUCUCUUCCAGCAGCUCAGAAUCAGAGUCGGAAAACUCGGACAAAGACAGUGAAGCUGGGAGCGAGCCAGAUGGCCAAUCAGAAGCCGACCACUGGCGAGGACCCGCCCCUGCAGUGGAGGAAAAGUCAAGGGAGGAAGAGUUUGAUGAGUACUUUGAAGACAUGUUUCUUUGA
This is a messenger RNA of Nematolebias whitei (Rio pearlfish), 1022 nucleotides long. RefSeq names its product FRA10A associated CGG repeat 1 (gene fra10ac1). Bases 9 to 1022 code for a protein of 337 amino acids. The transcript is spliced from 14 exons. Lineage: Eukaryota; Metazoa; Chordata; Actinopteri; Cyprinodontiformes; Rivulidae. The record is from RefSeq and is a predicted model, not a curated record. Gene Ontology annotation, molecular function: phosphatase activity. Gene Ontology annotation, biological process: dephosphorylation.